AUGGCAAGUGGGUUGGCGGGCAAAAUUCGCCGCGCAACCGAGUCGGAUGAGUUCGACCUGAGUGGUUACGACCAGGCGCGCUGCAAUGAGCUUGCCAAGGCGGCUUUCAGCGAGCCAAUGGCUUUGAAGGAGAUGGUCCGGCUCUCCUUCGUGGUCGGGGGCGGGAAGCUGGUGCGGCAGAAGUACUCGGACGACUUGCCCAAGCAUUUCUGCAGCGCGCUGACCCUGAUUGGCUUCCAGGAGGACAACAGCGCCACCGUAGAGCAGGGAUCGGCUGGAAAGUUCAAGUUCCACCACGACACCAACAAAAAUCUGAAAUUCGUUCACGUAUUCCCAAAGCUGUCUGCAGAGGUGCGCACCGAAGCAGCAGGAGAGGAGGAGGCUGCAGAAGAGCCAGCCGCAACUCCUGCGGAGCUCCUGCUCCGGAGCGACGACGCGGAGUUUCUCCGCCUUGUCCAGGCGCAGGUAGUCACAUAUGGGGAGAAGAAGAAGCUGCUGGAGAUCCUCAAGCAGCGCAUCUCCGACUUGGAGGCCAUCGAGGCGAAGAUGGCCCGCCUGGAGCGUGUCGAGGCCUCUGAGGAAGCGCUCUUCAACGACGUUGGGGCAGAGGAGCUCAAGGAAAAAAAGAAAGUGGUGGAGGGUGAGAUGAAAGCCAUGGUGGAUGCCGGACGUCUUACCGCAGCAGAGAAAGCAGACUUCCUUGAGCAAUUGGAAGGGAAGGUUUCUCAAGCCAACGCAGAGAUUCAGAAAGCGCAGCAAGAUGGGAAAGCUAAGAAGGUGCAGGCAAGGACUGUUCACCGGACGUUGGCAGCAAAUCGAGUCUUCCGCGAUGUGCAGGCCCUCCAGCAGCAGCUAGAGAUCCUGCAAAACACGAAGGCUGCAGUCAAAGAAGCUGAACCAGCCCCACUGCCGCCUUUGAAGCAUGGUGCCAAAAUUCGAGAGCUGCGCUUGAACCUGGGACUUACAAGGCUUGGCGAGCGGCCAGAGAUUGAGGAGGCCGUGACAGAACUCGAAAGGCGCGCCAAAGGAUGGCUGGAAAGCGACGAGGUCUUCCAGGAGCGGCUUGAGGCCCAAUCUGCUCCAGGGAGGGUUAGGGGCUUGCUUACUGGUUAG
This is a messenger RNA of Symbiodinium pilosum, 1113 nucleotides long. The record is from the annotation of a GenBank genome assembly. Lineage: Eukaryota; Dinophyceae; Suessiales; Symbiodiniaceae.